This is a messenger RNA of Microstroma glucosiphilum, 2439 nucleotides long. RefSeq lists its product as hypothetical. Gene Ontology annotation, molecular function: zinc ion binding. Gene Ontology annotation, cellular component: cytoplasm. Bases 80 to 2404 code for a protein of 774 amino acids. The transcript is spliced from 2 exons. NCBI's taxonomy places the organism in Eukaryota, Fungi, Basidiomycota, Exobasidiomycetes, Microstromatales, Microstromataceae. The record is from RefSeq and is a predicted model, not a curated record.
GCAGCUGGAUCUCAUCCACAAGGCAAGCGGUGGCAUCCGCCUUCACCUCUAUUACAACCUCAUCUCGUCUACGCUCAUUAUGCCUCAAGCAGUUUCUCCACUCUUCACUCCACAAAGGCUCGUCUUCUAUGGGGCAGCUUCUGUAGCAGCUGCAGGAGGAGUCAUAGUGCGAGCCUUCAGGGAGCGAUCCAACUUUUAUGCCGCCGCCGUCUGGCUAGGCAGGAGCAACGGAUGUAUGCUUGUCCUACUCAACUUUGGCGUCUUCAUCACUCUCAUAUUCGGCAAAGUAUGCCAGGCAAUCUUCUUUGGGUCUCUCAGGCCGACAGAGGUUGAGCAUCUUUACGAGAGGUCAUGGUAUGCUGUUACCGAGACAUUGCUAGCCAUGACAAUAUUUAGGGACGAGUUUGAUGGCAGCUUUGUGGUGCUAUUUGGCACGCUGUUGUUCCUGAAGGUCUUUCACUGGCUUUGUGCUGACAGAGUGGAGCUGAUGGAGCAAUCACCGUCGGUCUCGAGACUAUUCCACGCCCGUAUGAUCAGCGUUCUCUGGACCUUGUUCUGUCUGGACCUCUUCCUGGUUGCAUUUGCGAUCGAGGUACUGGUCUUGGAAAAACAGCGGAUGGGCAUCAUGAUCAUGUUCGCCAGCGAAUUCAUGAUUCUCACGGCAACUCUUUGGGCCACAAUCGCCAAGUACAUCAUCAAUUGCCAGGACAUGCGCUCCGACGAGCCAUGGGAAGCCAAGAGCAUGUACGUCUCAGCAGUCGAUUUAGUGACCGACUUUCUCAAACUAGCGACCUACGUCUGCUUCUUCUGCCUCAUCCUCACCUACUAUGGUCUCCCGCUCAACAUUGUGCGGGACGUCUAUGUCACAGCCAGAAGCUUCUUCGGCAGGAUCAGGGAUUUGAUCAGGUAUCGUGCUGCAACAAGAAACAUGGACACUCGCUUCCCCAACGCUACACAUGAAGACCUGAGGAGAACAGACGGUACCUGUAUCAUCUGCAGAGACGAGAUGGUGGCAAGGGGUCCUGAUCCUACGCUAGCAGACCCUCAAGACGGCGUCGCCGGACCCGAAGCAGGAGGCUCCGAAGACCGUCCUACACAUGCUGCUGGAAGUGGAGAUGGACCAAAUGACACGCCAAAAAAGCUGGCUUGUGGACACAUUUUCCACUUCCAUUGUUUAAGAGCAUGGCUAGAAAGGCAACAGAGCUGUCCUACCUGCAGGCGCACCGUCUUCGAGACUACGCCAGCGCCGAUGGCAGCAGCCGCCGCACCGGUUGCAGAAGUAGCACCUCAACCUCCGGCGCAAGAGAAUGGGCAGGCACACGGACCAGCAGCAAGUGUGGCUCGACCUCCUGGGGUACCGACCCCCACCUCAACGGCUGCACAAAUCCCCGCGUCGAGAGGUGCUCACCGCCUUCCAGCACGGCAUGGCUCCGCCGGCAACAGCAGCCCUCUCGGCGAUCCCAACAGAGGGCGCCAGCAUCUGCAAGGUCUGCUCAAUCAGGUCCUCGGCGUGGACAGUCCCCAUCGUCCCAGCUCUCCCUUGCGCACUACCAUGACUGCAGAUGAGCUCUCUUCGCGUGAGAUGCAAAGACGAGGCACCGAUGACCAGCCACGCGCUGCCUUGUCCUCUUCGCGGUCGUCAUACAGCAUGCCUAGCUCGUCAAAUGGAGCCCGACGCCGCUCAAGUUGGAUGCCGCCGCCUCCUUCGAGUCUGCAAGUGCCUUCAAAUCUCGACUUGCCAGAAUUGGCUUUGCCCCUGCCUCCGCGCCAACCUGCCAGAAGUAGUAUAGACCAUGGUGGGGAAGCGGCCGGGGCUUCUACGAAAGGUACAGAUGCAGAAGACGACACUAACGAAGACAAUGAUCCCCAGGACCCACGAGAUGCCGCUAGACAAGCUGCUCUGCGGAGGUUCGGUCUUCCCCCAUCUGCAGCCAAUGCCACUACCGGAGCUGUCCCACGCUCUAGUGACGGUCUCCUUCGAGUCCCUACGGCCACUUGGCCCUCAUCGCACCACCCCUCACCUCUGGACCUUAUGGACGCUCAAGCGGAGAUCAGUGAUGAGGACCUUGACACUCCUCUCACGCCAGCGGAGUUUGACCGCCUGGCUCUGCAGACUAGAAGAGGCAUCCAGGAGCAAUUGAGGGUGGUACAAAGAGCGCAGAGCAGUCUCUGGAAGGUGUCAGUAGAGCUCAACCGUGCGCUGAGCGUGAUACCAGGCAGCGGAAGUCCUCAGAGCGGCGGAGCCGUUGAGAUCGAGUCAUCCUCGGAAGAAGAAGGCGACAGUGGAGAGCUCAAGGUGGACAAGGGUAAGGCGAAGGCAGCCGGCAGUGAUUUUGAAGCACCCCGCUCUCCCUCUGCUGUGACCAUCACGGAGCACAGUCAAACUGAAGAGAGCACCGUGUAGCUGCAAGUGGCACUGUGUCACCCGCGCCUCAUGAC